This is a messenger RNA of Cyclopterus lumpus (lumpfish), 2373 nucleotides long. It is a transcript of the gene gcnt7, whose product is annotated as glucosaminyl (N-acetyl) transferase family member 7. NCBI's taxonomy places the organism in Eukaryota, Metazoa, Chordata, Actinopteri, Perciformes, Cyclopteridae. Gene Ontology annotation, cellular component: membrane. Bases 614 to 1846 code for a protein of 410 amino acids. The record is from RefSeq and is a predicted model, not a curated record. Gene Ontology annotation, molecular function: acetylglucosaminyltransferase activity. The transcript is spliced from 5 exons.
AAAACGUGUGUGUGUGUGUGUGUGUGCCUGUGUGUGUGCCUGUGUGUGUGUGUGUGUGUGUGCGUGUGUGUGUGUGUGUGUGUGUGUGUGUGUGUGUGAGCGGUGCAUCAGGCGUGUGCACUACUGCCGGUAACCAGGCAGGGACAGACCUCGUCUCCUGGGGAUGUGGGGGGAGCGACUUAAUCAGCAAUGAAUACAACAAGAGAGAGAGGGAGAGAGAAAAAAAGACCUCAAAGCACUCUGUCUCACUCUGUCAGGGUCCCAAGUUCAGCGAGCACAAUCUGCGACACCGCGUACAAAACACAAUCCCCUGUCAACUGAGUUUAGGUCAAACAUAGGACAGAAAUACUACUACUACUACUACUACUACUACUACUCUUGCUGCUGCUGCUGCUGCUGAUUUCAAUGGUGCAAGUGGAAAUGGCUUCUGUUCCCCACCGGACUCCGGGUGGAUUAUAGUAGCAAGCUCGGAGUCGCUGUUCAGGUAACAAUGAUCCGUGGAGGCGCCGAUAUCUAAUGUUUUACUUCUUCACCAUUUGGACUUCAGACCGAACGGCCUGGAAGGAGUUUUAUCCGUGGUGGUGCUUCUUGGAUACGGUGAAGCGGGGCUAUUAUGCGCCAGCUUGAGGGGGCAAAAUGCAGCUUCCUGUUGUGCCUGGGGAUGAGCAUCAUUAUCUGUUCAGUUAUUUACAUGAGGGCCAGGAUGCCAACAGAGCCCAAGCUGCUCGAGCCCCUAAGUUGCAGGCCCUUCGCCAACGAAUGUAAAGCUUUACUGCCCCGCAUGGAGGAAGGAGUGGGGCGGUACCGCCGUGACUGCCAGGUGGAAAGCUAUAUUCUCAAUAGUCGCAUACAGUGUUCCAAAUUGAUCAGAGACCUACACUUCAUCACGAGGCCUCUUAGUCGGGAGGAAGAGGACUACCCUUUAGCUUUCAUUGUGACUGUUCACAAGGAGCUGGAGCUUUUCGUACGCCUGCUGCGGGCCAUUUACAUGCCACACAAUGUCUACUGCAUUCACGUGGACAAUAAGGCUUCUUCGGAGUACAAGGCGGCUGUACUGAAGCUCGUCGGCUGCUUUAAAAAUACCUUCCUAUCCAGCCGCAGCGAGACAGUGACGUACGGUGGCUUCUCCCGCCUGCAAGCAGAUUUUAACUGCAUGAGGGAUCUAGCAGAGUCCAAAAUAGGCUGGAGGAAGGUGGUGAAUCUGUGUGGACAGGAUUUCCCCGUUAAGAGCAACCUGGAACUGGUGCGGUACAUGCAGAGCAAAGAGUGGCGGGACCGAAACAUGACGCCUGGGGUCAAGCAGCCGGCGUCUAUGAGGCACAGGACACAGCUCCAGCACAGGGAGAUAAUGGGCUCACAUGUGGCUCUGACAGGGUCAGGACUGAAGAAAGGUCCGCCUCCACACAAUCUGCAAGUUUAUUUUGGAACGGCGUACUACGCUCUCACAAGGGGUUUUGUAGACUUUGUUCUGAAAAGCCCAAUAGCCCAGGACCUCUUGGAGUGGUCCAAAGACACGUUCAGCCCAGACGAGCACUACUGGGUGACACUCAGUCACAUCAAAGAAGCUCCAGGCAGCCAUCUAGAUGGAGGUUGGGAAGGAGACGUCCGGUCAAUCAAGUGGAGGGAUCAAGAGGGAAUGACACACAAAGGCUGCAAAGGUGUGUGUAACAAUGAGGGCAUUAUGUACGAGACAUCUGUAUCUAUGGCGUGGAAGACCUGCCGUGGAUCAUCAACAGGAACAGCAUGUUCGCCAACAAGUUUGAGAGUGAAACCUUUCCCGAGGCCCUGGACUGCCUGGAGCAGUGGCACAGGACCAAGGUGUUGGACCAGGCAACUGUUUCCAUAGAGCCAUCGUGGCUUCUGGCCACACAGAGCAACUCAAGCCGCAGCUACUUGAACGGCACUGCUGGACCAUGAAAUCUCUGUUGGCUGUGAAUGUCAAAAAUGUGGGCAGGAGAAAACUGAACUGAGAACGUCAGGAGGACAAACGGUCCACUUCCUUUGUGGCGAGGCCACUGUUCAAGGUCAUAUCCGUCUCUGUAUGUAACUGUAAUAGUUGUUCUGAUAAACAGAAGAGAGUGUGACAAAAAAAUAGUUGACACUAAAGCAAUGCAGUUAAUUAAAGGAAAAAGGUACAAUGAAUUUAAUUUAAAAUAUACAAGUAUAUAACAUAUACUAUUUAAGACAACUGCACUAAACAAAGAAAGGUAUUUAACAACGGAAUAGGAGUUUCAUAUUGUUUAAUUUAAUUAAAUAUUAUUUAAUAUUGUGUGUGGUCAAGUUAAAAAAAACACUGAUGAAAUGUUUUUUUCUUUUCUAUUUAAUUGAAGUGUAGCAGGUGUAAACAAACAAAUAAAGACGAUGUCAACAAUC